AUGACGCUACCGUGCUAUAACUUCUACACCGUACCUACAAUACGAACGCGUCCUAGUUAUAGGGAGAAGUGCCCCAUGGAGAAAAAAGGCUGGGCAGCUGUGGGUGUGCUUAGACACAUCCCUCAGGCACAACUGGACACAUCAAAACUCUGCUCAGAAGAAAGAGAGGUGGUUGCGGUGCGCCUUAAAAAUGGCAAGCAGCGACUUGUGGUGGCCUCAGUCUACAUUAGACCUAAGGCCAAACCAGAAGAAGGAGAAACAAAAAGCUGGAUCCGCGAUCUGUCAGAGCUGGCCGAUAAAGAUCAGCUGGUCAUCGGAGGUGAUUUUAAUGCUCAACAUAGGAAUUGGGGUUACCGUAUUAACACCAGGAAGGGUAGGGACAUCGUCGAAGCCAUGGAGGAGAUUGGGCUCACACUACAAAACGAAAGUGGUGUUAAGACCAGGCUAGCCAAGCAAGCCCGGCAACAUGACACCACUCCUGACCUAACGUGGGCCUCAAAGUCCCUGCCUAUCCGAUGGACUCCAUGGAGGGACAAUCUAGGCAGCGAUCACUACCCCAUAGAUGUUACCGUAGAGCAGCAUAAGGACGGCAGGACCAAAGAAGCACGACCGAUCAUCCGAUGGGACCACUUCAGGGAGAUACUACUACAGAACCUUGACGAGAAAAGCAGCAUUGAGGCAAGCAUCCAGCAGGCGAUGUCAAAGGCUAGAACCACAGUCAUGGUCAAGCCUGGAGACCCAACACCAGACAUGCACCUCUUAAACUUGUGGGCUAGCAGACUGCAGGCCUUGCAACGUUUCAGAAGGAAUAGAACCGCACGACACAAGGUUAAGCUCAAUCUAGCGUCGGCAAGAGCAACCAGGUACAGCAAAGAACUCAGCCGACACAAGUGGAGGUCUCACUGCGAGUCCUUUAAUGCAAGAACCGGACUCGGCAAGGCCUGGCGCACGUACCGCGGCAUGGAAGCGAAGAAAAGACGCACAAGAAAUGCAGCGCAGAAUCUUGCACUUCGAUUAAACAUAACGGAAGACGAGCUUGCCACCCAAGCCGCUCAGCUAUUCUUCCCUCGGGCAAACCUGCAUGACAGAACGAUGAGGCACAACCGGAGAGGUUGGAGGGUCCGCCCACCGAAAGAACCUGGCAUGGAUGAAGUGAUCAACAUGGGUGAGCUCCUAGAGGCACAAGGUGCCAAAGACUGUGGUAUGAGGGGUAAAACGCUUCGGUUUAUACGUAGCUUCCUCACAGACAGAAAGUUUCAAGUGAAAAUCGGAAAAACAAGGGGACCAGAGAUGUCCAACAGCAAGGGGGUCCCGCAAGGGGCUGUAAUAUCACCAACCCUCUUUAACAUGGUGAUGGCUGGUCUUCCAGCCAGACUCAGACGCGUUACGGGCCUUGGAUUUACUAUAUAUGCCGACGACAUCACCUUAUGGACAAAGGGAGGAGCAAUGGCUAACCAGGAACAAACCAUGCAGCAAGGGAUAGAUGAAGUCCUCGAGUAUCUCCAGAAUGUCGGCAUGCAAGCGUCGCCUGAAAAGACUCAAUUCAUGGUCGUGGCCAGGCCGAGAGAUCAUCGAAAAGGCGUCGCGGACCAAGUAGACUUACACAUCCAAGGACAGAAAAUAAAGAGAGAAAAGCAAAUAAAGAUACUCGGCGUGACGUUCGAAGAAACCGCCCGCAGUACGAAAUGGUUACCAGCUCUAGAAAAAUCAUGGGGACAGACUCUAAAGCUCGUGCGAAAGACGACAUCCAAGUCCUGGGGAGCCGAUGAAGACACAAUCAGGAUUUUGACAAACGCGCUACUAACGGCUAAGGCGCUAUAUAGCUGUAAUUGGCUCAACCUAACCAAAACGCAAUGGAAGCGAUUAGAACGACUAAAUCACCGCACCAUGAGACUUGUCACUGGACUUCCCAAUUAUACAGCCCUGGAAGACCUAAAGAAUAAUGCAGGAAUGAACCAGAUUCAAGACCGAGCGGAGGUGCAGAGCAUAGCGCACUUUCAAAGGCUUGAGAGAACGAACCACGGCAGAAAGCUACUUGAAAUCAUGGGCUACGAGGCAGAGGGGAGACCUCCAUUGGAAGACCCAGCACCACCGUGGCAAGACACAAACAUCGUUGAUCAUCGACCCCUGCCCAGGACGCAUAACCAAGGACGCAGAGCACGAGCGGCAACACAACACGCUAAGUGGUGCGACGAACACGCGCACGGAGAGGAAAUCAGAUACACGGACGCAUCCAAGACUGACAUAACCACGGUCACGGCUUGGAUCGACCCCAAGACAGGGAGAGAAAGCACCACGAGACUACCGGAGAACUCCUCCGUGCGUGAAGCAGAACUCAGGGCAAUCCUUGAAGCGACCAUCGAUAUACUGAAAAAUACGGAAGGACCAAGGAGAGCGAGAAUUUUUACUGAUUCACAAGAAGCACUCCGGGCGUGUCGAGACAGCAAACCCAAAAGCAGAACGGCCAAGAGAAUUAAAGCGAUUGCCAGAGAGCUAAAAGCGAAGGGCAUCGUGCUGACAUUAGAGUGGAUUCCGGGCCAUGCGCAGAUUCCCGGGAACGAGUGGGCUCACCGAGUCGCAGCGGAGGCAGCCAGCAGCAACAGCUCCGCGACAGGCUCAACCACUCGGGAGGACAACGAGGAAACGGAAGACCCUAUGGAGCAGGCCGCACUGGCAAGACAAGCUAGGAAAGCCUACCUCAGGGGACUCGUACCGACAGAAGAAGACCCACUACCAAAUGGAUAUCGAAGAUGGGAAGCGACCAGACUUCGGAGAAUCAGAACCGGCACUGCACUAACGCCCGCCAAACUGGCAGCCUUUGGGCUACUGGAGGAAGAAGACCCUAUCUGCAAGGCCUGCAGAGAAAAUAAGGUGGCAGGUAUCAAGCACUUACUGUGGGAGUGCAAAGGCCUGGAAGCCCACAGAAAAACGGCGUGGGAAAAAUUACCCGCUCAGGACGAACCAAGGAGGCUUAGCGACUGGACUCACCCCAGAGGCCAGGAGCAGCACCGAAAGGCGAUCCUAGACUCCCUGGUUGAAUUCAUCAGGGAAUCUGGGGUUCAUCAAUUCAUUUAAUAGCACCAUAGUCAUCCACAUCCCCUCCUUAUAACCCUCCAUCCCCAC
Molecule: messenger RNA, 3123 nt
Organism: Ixodes scapularis (black-legged tick)
Lineage: Eukaryota; Metazoa; Arthropoda; Arachnida; Ixodida; Ixodidae
Exons: 2
Coding region: 1-3075 (1024 amino acids)
Molecular function (GO): nucleic acid binding; RNA-DNA hybrid ribonuclease activity
Source: RefSeq, a predicted model, not a curated record